This is a messenger RNA of Sus scrofa (pig), 920 nucleotides long. RefSeq names its product transmembrane p24 trafficking protein 5 (gene TMED5). Lineage: Eukaryota; Metazoa; Chordata; Mammalia; Artiodactyla; Suidae. The record is from RefSeq and is marked validated.
CUUCCUCGUCCGAGGAGCACGCCUCCACCGCGGCCGGCUCCCGGACCUCCUUCAGGCUCCAGCUUUCCCCGCCGCCCACGAGGAGCCCGGGGAGGCGAAGCGGGGCGCAGGCGUCACUAGCCCACCCUUCCCACGCCUCUUCCGGCCCGAGACCGCCCCGGCAGGCAUGGGCGACAAGAUCCGGCUGCCCUUCCCGGGGGUCCUCUGGGCCGCUCUGCUGCUGCCCGCGGCGGCCGGCUUCACGCCCUCCUUGGACAGCGACUUCACGUUCACCCUUCCCGCCGGCCAGAAGGAGUGUUUCUACCAGCCCAUGCCCCUGAAGGCCUCGCUGGAGAUCGAGUACCAAGUUUUAGAUGGAGCAGGAUUAGAUAUUGAUUUCCACCUUGCCUCUCCAGAAGGAAGAACGUUAGUUUUUGAGCAAAGAAAAUCAGAUGGAGUUCACACGAUAGAGACUGAGGUUGGUGACUACAUGUUCUGCUUUGAUAAUACAUUCAGCACCAUUUCUGAGAAGGUGAUUUUCUUUGAAUUAAUCCUGGAUAAUAUGGGAGAACAGGCAGAAGAACAAGAGGACUGGAAGAAGUACAUUACUGGCACAGAUAUGUUGGAUAUGAAACUGGAAGACAUCCUGGAAUCCAUCAACAGUAUCAAGUCCAGACUAAGCAAAAGUGGUCAUAUUCAAACUUUGCUUAGAGCAUUUGAAGCUCGUGACCGAAACAUACAAGAAAGCAACUUUGAUAGAGUUAAUUUCUGGUCUAUGGUUAAUUUAGUGGUAAUGGUGGUGGUGUCAGCCAUUCAAGUUUAUAUGCUGAAGAGUCUUUUUGAAGAUAAGAGGAAAAGUAGAACUUAAAACUCCAAACUCGAGUACUUCACAUUGAAAAAAAUGGACAGAAACAUGCAAUAAACUGUUAUAGUCAAGACCA